Molecule: messenger RNA, 3173 nt
Organism: Andrographis paniculata
Lineage: Eukaryota; Viridiplantae; Streptophyta; Magnoliopsida; Lamiales; Acanthaceae
Product: DNA replication licensing factor MCM2
Exons: 17
Coding region: 101-2971 (956 amino acids)
Biological process (GO): mitotic DNA replication initiation; DNA replication; double-strand break repair via break-induced replication
Cellular component (GO): MCM complex; nucleus
Molecular function (GO): 3'-5' DNA helicase activity; ATP binding; single-stranded DNA helicase activity
Source: RefSeq, a predicted model, not a curated record
UUCUUAUUCGGGUGUGCCCUAAUUAGAGGUUUCUUCUCCCUCCGGCGAAUCUGUCAACCGCAUCGUGCAAGCAAUUUGGGGAGGUCUGUAGGGAGCGUUAAUGGCAGGGGAUGAGGACUCGUCCAGAUCCGGUGGUGCGGAUGCUGCUGCUGCUGGAAAUGGGGGGCCACCGUCUACCCCGGAUUCUCCGUCGUCCGUUGGAUUCAACACGGACCAGUUGCCAUUCAACACCAGCCAGAAUUAUACUGACGACGAAGACGAUGAUGAAGCGUCUGUGGAUCCUGAGAUCAUCAGAGACGAACCGGAGGAGGACAACGUUAACGAGGAAGAAGACGACGGGGAGGACCUUUUCAACGACAAUUUUAUGGAUGAUUAUCGGAGAAUGGGCGAGCAGGAUCAGUACGAGGCCGUAGGGCUUGACGAUUCAGUCGAGGAUGAGAGGGAUUUAAGUCAGAUUAUGGCGGACAGAAGAGCUGCUGAGAUCGAACUUGAGAACCGGGAAGCUCGUGCCUCUACCCGCAAGCUUCCUCAGCUUCUUCACGAUCAAGACACAGAUGAUGACAGCGUCAGGCCAUCAAAAAGAGUAAGAGCUGACUACAGGCCCCAGGGUACUCCAAAUGAUACUGAUGGAAUCCAAAGUUCACCUGGUAGAUCACAACAGGGGAACUCUGUUGAUGACGCCCCCAUGACUGAUCAGACAGAUGACGAUCCUUUUGAUGAGGAAGAGAAUGAUGAUGGUGACUAUGAGAUGUAUACAGUUCUUGGAACCCUACGAGAGUGGGUCACCAGGGAUGAAGUGAGGCGAUUCAUUGCCAAGAAAUUCAAAAAGUUCUUGCUCACCUAUGUGAACCCGAAGAGUGACCAUGGGGACUUUGAAUAUCUAAGACAGAUCAACGAAAUGGUCUUGUUUAACAAGUGCAGCCUAGAGAUUGAUUACAAACAAUUCAUCUACGUCCACCCGAACAUUGCCAUCUGGCUUGCAGAUGCUCCACAUUCUGUACUUGAGGUUAUGGAAGAAGUUGUCAACAAGAUUGUUUAUGAUUUGCAUCCUAAUUACAGGAAAAUUCAGCAUAAAAUCUAUGUCCGCAUUACCAACCUACCUGUCUAUGAUCAGAUACGCAACAUUAGGCAGAUACAUUUGAACACACUGAUUCGAAUUGGUGGAGUUGUGACUCGGCGAUCUGGAGUCUUUCCGCAGUUGCAGCAAGUUAAAUAUGAUUGUAAUAAAUGUGGAGCAAUUUUGGGGCCAUUUUUUCAGAAUUCCUACUCAGAAGUGAAAGUUGGUUCUUGUCCAGAUUGUCAAUCAAGAGGGCCUUUCACUGUUAACAUUGAACAGACAAUAUAUAGGAACUAUCAGAAACUUACUCUCCAAGAAAGCCCUGGUGUUGUUCCUGCAGGCCGACUUCCUAGAUACAAGGAAGUUAUACUUUUAAACGAUCUCAUCGAUUGUGCCAGGCCAGGAGAAGAGAUUGAAGUGACUGGAAUAUAUACCAACAACUUUGACUUGUCUUUGAAUACCAAAAAUGGAUUUCCUGUCUUUGCUACGGUGAUAGAAGCCAACUACAUCACCAAGAAACAGGACCUGUUUUCUGUUUACAAACUCACCCAAGAGGACAAAGCAGAAAUUGAAAAGUUGGCAAAAGACCCUAGAAUUGGAGAAAGAAUUGUCAAAUCCAUAGCUCCAUCAAUUUAUGGUCAUGAAGACAUAAAAACUGCGGUAGCUCUAGCUAUGUUUGGUGGCCAAGAGAAAAAUGUUGAAGGGAAACAUCGAUUACGUGGUGACAUAAAUGUACUCCUGCUUGGUGAUCCUGGCACAGCCAAAUCUCAAUUCCUUAAGUAUGUUGAAAAGACCGGCCAAAGAGCUGUUUACACCACAGGUAAAGGAGCUUCUGCAGUUGGUUUGACAGCAGCAGUUCACAAGGAUCCAGUCACCCGGGAGUGGACCCUGGAAGGAGGGGCUCUUGUUCUAGCUGAUAGAGGCAUAUGUCUUAUUGAUGAGUUUGAUAAAAUGAAUGAUCAGGACAGGGUGAGCAUUCAUGAAGCAAUGGAACAGCAGAGUAUUAGCAUAUCUAAAGCUGGGAUAGUUACAUCUCUCCAGGCUCGUUGUUCUGUAAUUGCUGCAGCAAAUCCUAUUGGAGGAAGAUAUGACUCAUCCAAGACAUUUUCACAGAAUGUGGAAUUGACGGAUCCAAUCAUUUCCCGAUUUGAUAUCCUCUGUGUAGUCAAGGAUGUGGUCGAUCCAGUAACUGAUGAAAUGCUGGCUCAAUUUGUAGUAGACAGCCACUUCAAAUCACAGCCUAAAGGUGUCAAUUUGGACAAUAGGCCUGUAAACAGCUCACAGGAUGACAAUCCAGCUUCUGCAGUACAAACUGAUUCUGAGAUAAUACCUCAAGAGCUGCUAAAGAAGUACAUCACCUACGCCAAGAUGAAUGUGUUUCCACGGUUGCAUGAUGCAGAUUUAGACAAGCUUACACAAGUGUACGCUGAAUUGCGAAGAGAAUCAUCUCACGGACAAGGGGUUCCGAUUGCAGUGAGACACAUUGAAUCCAUGAUACGCAUGUCGGAAGCCCAUGCAAGAAUGCACCUGAGACACCAUGUUACUCAGGAGGAUGUCGACAUGGCCAUCCGAGUACUGCUGGAUUCAUUCAUCUCAACUCAAAAGUUUGGCGUACAGAAAGCUUUACAGAAGAGCUUCAAGAAAUACAUGAUAUUCAAGAAGGAUUUCAAUGCAAUCGUACUGCACCUCCUCCGUAUUCUUGUGAAGGAAGCCUUGCACUUGGAAGAAAUUGUGACAGGAUCCGCAGCUGCAAAUCUCCCUUACGUCGAUGUAAAGGUGGAGGAGCUCCAAAGCAAGGCACUCGACUACGGGAUCAGUGAUCUGAAACCGUUCUUCAGCAGCAGCGAGUUUUCCAGCGCCAACUUCGAGUUGGACGAGGCACGUGGCGUUAUCAGGCAUCGUCUUCCUCGUUGAACAAUACGGUUUGGGAUUAAUUCACACAAUUACUACAUAUAUGAAAAUGCUGCAAUCAAUCUAAGCUAAGUUAUUUCUUAUGCUCAAUCUCACUCGCCCUCUUAUUGUGAUGGAUGGAUGAGUUGUUGACGAGUGUGGUCUAUAGAACAAAUGUUCCGUCGCUUAUUAAAUGUUAAUCAAUUACCAUGACAUAUUUGCUUAA